AUGGCUGCCAUCUCAACCGCCCUUGCCUGUCCGUCGCUCCUCGUGCUACCGCUUCUUCUUCUGUCUCUCCUCGCCAAUGCCGCCCACGCCCAGCUCUUCGCCAUCCCCUCGGUCCGCGAUGCGAGCCAUGGCGGCUGCGACGUAGCGUGUGCUACUCUGGCCAGCCUCUUCGGCCCCCAGCUGCAUUAUCCCAACGCCGACGGAAACUUUACCGUCUGGGAUGCCAAGCAGAUGAGCUCCAAUAGGGCCUGUCGCAUCGAGCCCACCACCACCCAGGACCUCUCGCAUGUCCUCGGCGUCCUGGUCGGCACCUGGUGUAACUUCGCCGUCAAGAGUGGCGGCCACACGUCCAGCAGGGAUGCCUCCAACUCGGUCGGUGGCGUCACCAUCGACUUGAAGCGCAUCAACCAGGUUGAACUUUCUGCCGACAAGACCCAGACCCGCGUCGGCACCGGUGCCAUCUGGGGCGACGUCUACCGCAUCUUGGAGCCCUACGAGCUCUCCGUCAUUGGCGGAAGGGUUGAUGACGUUGGCGUAGGCGGUCUUUUGCUGGGAGGAGGUGUCAGUUUUCUUUCUGCGAGGUACGGCUGGGCCCUGGACAACAUUCUGGAAUACGAAGUCGUCCUGCCCAACACUACCAUCGUGACCGCCAGCGAGCACUCCCACCCUGAUCUGUACUUUGCCCUGCGCGGCGGCGGCAACAACUUCGGCAUCGUCACCCGUUUCACCCUCAACACGGUUCCCCUGGGCAAAAUUUAUGGCGGCCAGAAGUUUUACACUACGGACAAGAUGGAUGCCUUGAUCGAUGCUUCUUACGAGCUCACCUUCAGCACCGACCCGGACAUCGGCUACUGGAUUGGCUAUAUUUACAUGGCCGACAAGAACACGACCUUGGCCCUCUCCCAGGAAAUGUACGCCAAACCCGUCGAGAACCCCACUGUGUACAGCACCUUCGAUAAGGUGGAACCCCUGGGAAAUACGAUGCGCACGUCGGUCAUGAGCGACUUCAGCAUGGAAUUGAAACACGGAACACCAUCCAACAAGCGCAAUUACAUGGCAUCAAUGACCUUUUACCCAUCAAAGGAGCAGGAAAGACGCAUGAUCCAGUACUUCCAGGAGGAAAUCGAUUAUUUGAAGACGACCUGCAACACCGUCACUCCGGCUUUGACCUUCCAGCCCAUUCCGUUGUCCUCCAUCAACAACAUGAAGGUGCGCGGAGGAAAUGCGAUCGGGCUGGAGUCAAACAGCCCGCUAACACUCGCCAACGUGGCAACGAGCUGGACCAACCCGAAAGAAGACGCCGACAUCUACGCUUCCCGCGAGCGGUUUCUUGCGAAGUCGGCAGCAUCAGCCAAGGAGCUGGGCGUUUUCCACAAGUACAUCUACAUGAACUACGGAGACUCGGAACGUGACGACGUCUUUUCUGGGUACGACGAGCAGAACGUAGAGAGGCUAAAAGAGAUUCAGAGAAGGAUAGAUCCGGCUGGGGUGUUUACGAGGGACGGACUUUGCACGGGUUACUUUAAGCUUAUUUGA
Messenger RNA from Lasiodiplodia theobromae, 1536 nucleotides. RefSeq names its product FAD binding domain containing protein. Bases 1 to 1536 code for a protein of 511 amino acids. Gene Ontology annotation, molecular function: FAD binding. The transcript is spliced from 4 exons. The record is from RefSeq and is a predicted model, not a curated record. NCBI's taxonomy places the organism in Eukaryota, Fungi, Ascomycota, Dothideomycetes, Botryosphaeriales, Botryosphaeriaceae.